CAAACCACUGAUGGAAAAAGGAAUUUGAGGCGCGAGUCAAACACGUCCAAAGGCGUAUUCGGGCGCUUCCUCUGGGCAAUGCUGAAAAAACGAACUAAGGAAACUUGAGAAUGAAAUAGAGAAUAAUGGCGGAUUGUGACCAUGGCCGCUGAGUCUGAUGUUCUACACUUCCAGUUUGAACAGCAAGGAGAUGUGGUCUUACAGAAGAUGAAUCUUUUGAGACAGCAGAAUUUGUUUUGUGAUGUAUCAAUUUACAUUAAUGACACCGAGUUCCAGGGGCACAAGGUGAUUUUGGCUGCAUGCUCCACUUUCAUGAGAGAUCAGUUCUUACUCACUCAGUCGAAACAUGUCAGAAUCACCAUCUUGCAGAGUGCCGAAGUCGGCAGAAAGUUGCUGCUCUCUUGCUACACUGGAGCACUUGAAGUUAAAAGGAAAGAACUCUUGAAAUAUUUGACUGCUGCUAGUUACCUUCAGAUGGUUCACAUUGUGGAAAAAUGCACAGAAGCUUUGUCAAAGUAUCUGGAAAUUGAUCUUUCUAUGAAAAACAACAGCCAGCACACUGACCUGUGUCAGUCCUCUGAUCUAGAUGUUAAGAAUGAAGAAGAUCGUUUGGAUAAAGACUGUGAGAUAAUUGAAAUUUCAGAAGAUAGUCCCGUCAGCAUGGAUUUCCACGUUAAAGAUGAGGAAAGCAACACUUUACAGACUACAAUAGAGAGUUUGACAUCAGAGAGCAAAGAAGCAACAUCACCAGAGCUGUCUACAGUAGACAUAGGUUUUAAAGACAAUGAAAUUUGUAUCCUUCGUGUGGAAUCUAUCAGUACAGAUAGUGUGGCUAAUGGGCAGUUUUCACAGCCUUGUACUUCUUCAAAAGCAAGCAUGUAUUUCUCUGAAACCCAGCAUUCACUGAUUAAUUCUACAGUUGAGAACAGAGUGACAGAAAUUCCUGGGAAUCAAGGCCAGAGCAUAUUUUGUGAGAAUUCAGAAAGAAGUCAGGGUACAGUGAAUGAGAUUCCGAGUCUGGAAGAAAGUUACUCACUAAGACACCAGUGCCCUAGGUGCCCUCGAGGCUUUCUUCAUGUUGAAAACUAUCUGCGCCAUCUCAAGAUGCAUAAACUCUUCUUGUGCUUACAGUGUGGAAAAACAUUUACACAGAAGAAAAACCUUAACCGGCACAUUCGAGGGCAUAUGGGCAUACGACCCUUUCAGUGUACUGUGUGCUUGAAAACCUUUACUGCCAAAAGCACCCUUCAGGACCACUUGAACAUACACAGUGGGGAUCGUCCAUACAAAUGCCACUGUUGUGACAUGGAUUUCAAGCACAAAUCUGCCCUCAAAAAGCAUUUAACUUCUGUCCAUGGUAGAAGCAGUGGUGAAAAAUUACCUAGGCCUGAUCUAACAAGGCAAGAUCUAUUAUAAUUAAAACCAUAUAUUUGGCUAUGUUAACCUUCUAUUAUUCUUUCAACCAAGUCUUUCUGUAGGAAUACCACAUUUGUAAUAUUGCAUUCCCUCUCCCACCCACCCUCUUGUCUUUGGGUCCUAUUUGGCCAGCCUGAUAAUAACAUAUACAGAUAUUAUCUUUUCUGAACUUCUACCGUUUCCCCGAAAAUAAGACAGCGUCAUAUUAAUUUUUACUCCCAAAGAUGCGCUAGGUCUUAU
Messenger RNA from Echinops telfairi (small Madagascar hedgehog), 1656 nucleotides. RefSeq names its product zinc finger and BTB domain containing 6 (gene ZBTB6). The transcript has 2 exons. The record is from RefSeq and is a predicted model, not a curated record. Gene Ontology annotation, biological process: regulation of transcription by RNA polymerase II. Bases 142 to 1416 code for a protein of 424 amino acids. Gene Ontology annotation, molecular function: protein binding; RNA polymerase II cis-regulatory region sequence-specific DNA binding; DNA-binding transcription factor activity, RNA polymerase II-specific. NCBI's taxonomy places the organism in Eukaryota, Metazoa, Chordata, Mammalia, Afrosoricida, Tenrecidae.